Messenger RNA from Prosopis cineraria, 1830 nucleotides. RefSeq names its product purine-uracil permease NCS1. Lineage: Eukaryota; Viridiplantae; Streptophyta; Magnoliopsida; Fabales; Fabaceae. Gene Ontology annotation, molecular function: nucleobase transmembrane transporter activity. The record is from RefSeq and is a predicted model, not a curated record. The coding region runs from base 33 to 1652 and encodes 539 amino acids. Gene Ontology annotation, biological process: transmembrane transport; nucleobase transport. The transcript has a single exon. Gene Ontology annotation, cellular component: plasma membrane.
CCAAAACUGUGACGAGACCUCUAAACCAAGACAUGGUCUCCAGGUGUCUCUCCCUCCGUCCUCAUCUUCCCUUUCCAAUCUCCAAAAUCCAAAAGCCCUCUUGCUUUCCCACUCAUGUUUCCCCCUUCACCGCCGCAAAACCCACCAACCCCCGCCAUUCCUCCCAUUUACCCACCAUGAGAUGCUCCAAUUCCGGUAGCCUCCUCCCGUUCCAACCCGACCCUUCCCUCACCAACGACGACCUCAAGCCUACCACUCCCAGCCAGCGCACUUUCUCUGGCUUGGAAUUGGCCACUCUCUGGGUGGGUCUGGUGGUGGGUGUACCCUCCUAUUACCUCGCCGGCAGCCUCGUCGACCUCGGCAUGUCAUGGUGGCAGGGCAUAGCCACGGUGGUCGCGGCCAACGCCAUCCUUUUGGUCCCUCUGGUGCUCACCGGUCAUCCCGGUACUCGCUACGGCAUAUCCUUCCCGGUUCUUGCGAGAUCCUCUUUUGGAAUCCACGGUGCUCAUAUUCCCACUCUUAUACGAGCCCUCGUUGGGUGUGGUUGGUAUGGGAUUGAGUCUUGGAUCGGUGGAGAGGCUAUCUUCCUUCUCCUGCCAAACUCAAUCAAACAAACUCGAUUCUCUCACUAUCUUCCUUGGCUCGGUACUUCCCCCCUUGAAUUUGCCUGUUUUUUGACCUUCUGGGCGGCACAAUUGGCCUUCGUGUGGAGAGGAAUUGAUGGGAUUCGAGAGCUGGAGAAGUACUCUGCUCCAAUACUCAUUCUACUCACUUCCUGUCUUCUCAUGUGGUCUGGCGUUAAAGCAGGUGGGUUUGGUCACAUGCUUUCCUUGUCCUCUAGGCUCUCCAAAUCAGAGUUUUGGUCCUUGUUCUUCCCUUCUCUAACUGCCAACAUAAGCUUCUGGGCUACGGUGGCCCUGAACAUCCCUGAUUUUACUCGCUAUGCUAAGAGCCAGACUGAUCAAGUCGUUGGCCAGAUUGGGCUUCCCAUCUUCAUGGGGGCAUUCACGUUCGUCGGCCUCGCGGUGACCUCAUCGACGAAGGUGAUAUUUGGGCAGGUCAUUUCUAGCCCAAUUCAACUACUCGGCCAGAUUGGUGGCUUCACGACGAUUAUUCUAGCCAUUAUAGGAAUAAGUCUUGCCACUAUCACCACUAACAUCGCUGCCAAUGUCGUGGCACCUGCGAAUGCGCUUGUGAAUCUGAGCCCUUCGCGGUUCACUUUCAGAAGAGGAGCUCUAGUCACUGCGUUGCUAGGGAUUGCUUUUCAGCCUUGGAGGCUUCUCAAGUCUAGUGAGAGCUUUGUGUAUACGUGGCUGCUCGGCUAUUCUGCGUUCGUAGGUCCUAUUGGGGGGAUUCUUUUGGUCGAUUACUAUCUUGUACAGUCGACCAAUUUGAGCAUCACAGAUCUGUACUCCCGUAGUCCUGAUGGAGCUUACUAUUACACAGGGGGCUUUAAUUUAUUGGCGAUGGUGGCUCUGGCUAUUGGUAUUUUGCCAGUAAUCCCUGGUUUCUUGCAGAGAGUUGGAGUUCUAACUUCUGACAUUCCUGAAGCUUUUGCAUUAAUGUACAACAAUGCUUGGUUUAUAAGCUUCUUCUCCGCUGGAUACGUCUAUUGGAUUCUAUCUCGUCUCUCCAGAAAGCCGAAUAAAUAGAUCAGAGUUCCUCGUUCCCGUUUCCCAACAUGUAUAUAUAUAACGCCAUGUGAUAUCUGAAUUACAGAAAUGUGAUAGAUAUCAUUGGAAAGAGAGUUUACUCAGAAAGAGAGAGUUGAAGAAAGCAAAACUUUGAACUUUGUAUUUUUAAAUUUGUUAAUGCCACACAGUUGAAGUU